UAAUUAAUACAUACUGGUUUCCAUUAUCGAACGGUCGACUGGAACGCGUUUAGCGAUAGUCGCGUAGAACGUUCGAAGCGACGUGAACUAACAAACUAAAAAAUAAUAAUAAUACUGUUUAACAUUUGACGGUUAUUGAUCUCGGAAAUGUGAAAAAAACGCGCGUUUAUAUUUUUCAAAGUGCAAUGCUCGUUAAUCUGCGGAGUCAAGAAAAUUAAUUUUUCAGAUAUGACUAAAUUUUUCCCUUGACAGUCAGUGACGUAUCCUCUCGACAGAAACUAAUUGUUAAACGCGACUAGUGGCGUUUCAAAGGAAAAUGAGAACGGUUUGUUAAUAGCCUGAGAAAUCACGUAAUGCUUCGCCGAAAAGAGACGACACUUUCGCAAACGGCCGCUUGUUCCCCGUGCCUUUAGUCGUUCGCCUGGUAGCGCGUCUUCAGUGAUCGCAUCAUGUGGAACCGCAAGGUGUUUAUCAGAAUAAUCGAAGUGCUCCUGUGCGUCGCCUGCGUCGUGGCGCUUAGAGUGACGGACGAUGAGAGCCGAAGGGUGUUCCACUACCUGAGGAAUCGCAGCAGGGAGUGGUCGCUGCUGAAUAAUGUGACGUGGGGCAGCAUAGGCGCUGCCCUAGCAACGGCGACCUGCGGCGGAUACAUCAUCGUGACGACGGGUCUCUUGAUCGCCGCGGCUACCGGGGAACUCCACGGCCGAAAGACGGAAUUUUUCCUGCUCGGACUGGGCGUGAUCCUCUUUGGGAUAGUCGGCGCCCUGUCGCUAGCCUCCAUCGACAGCGUCCCCGAGGAUCUGGUUGACAAUGCCGCGGUUCUGGGAGCGCUGUGCCUGCUCACGGCGUUGGUGUUCAUCGGGGACCUGCUGAUGAGCCCGCCCCGGAAAAAGGACAAGCAGGACCAAGCACGAAUCCUCGAGAAAGAUUUGGCGAAGCGCCAGGUGACGCCGGUGGUGACCGCCGAGGACGCAAAGAAGCCCAAACCAGUCAUCGUCAAAAUCCCUCCCGAGGACGACGAGAACGGUCGCGUGAACGAUGCUUUUCAGAAGGCGGACGAUCGUCGCAUCGAUCCCACGCUGGAAUCGUCCAAGACACGUCCGCAGGACACCCGGGACGAUCGCGAGUAUCGCGGCGAUCAGGAGCGGGAAAAUUUCGAGAAUGGCCGAGCACUACGUGACUCGCAGCGGUAUCGAGACGUCGAGGUGCCGCGCGCGAUCGUGCACGAUCCCGAUCGCAGGAUCGACGAGUCCAGGAUAAUGUACAAGAGCCGGGACAUCUAUCAGCGGCCGGUCGACGAGCUCGACACGCCGCGGUUCCCGAUGGAGUACGAAAAGGGCGACCCGGUCUUCGCGAGGAUCGUCAAUCCGAGCGUGAAGAUCAUGAAAGUCGAGCGAGACGUCGAGGAGACACUCGACAACUACAACAGAUAUUCGGACAACAGCCAGUACGACAACGUGCCCGUCAGAAUGCGCGGCGGCCCACCCGGGAUCCUGAGGGGUCAUCAUCGCGACGUGUCCUUCAACGUGCCACCUCCGCCGAAGGACUAUCGGUCCAGAAGAUCCAAGGACGACAUUGAGAUGCUGGAGGAGUAUUUCGGCGUGUUAAAGUCCACUGGCACGCAAACCGCGAGGACGCCGUACUCGCCGACCGAUCCGGGAUUCGUGCGGCACACUGCAAGUAACUGGCCACAGGACGUUAAGUCGAGCACACCGAAACCUAGCCCGGAACACUCUAGAAUUUAACCCUUUCAUGCACACGCGGGCACACUCUCGGGGUCCGUUCUCUAUAAUUACAAAGUUAUUGGCCAAUUUUGUUCAGUAAGAAACGUUAGUUAUAUUUUUUUCUCUUAUUAGUAAAAUUAAUAAUUAAUUAAAACUUCUCUCAAAUAUUUUCUCUCCACUAAUCUUGUGAAUACCAUAUAUCUAUAUUCCGCUAUCUCUGUAAUUUGUGAAUUUGUUUAAAUAUUUUCACACACACAAUUUUAGCCAUGAAAGGAUUAAAGCAAGAUAUAAUAACCGUCGAUAUUAUAUAUACUCUUCGAAUUUUAUAUUUGUAUAUGGUAGAGAUGUAACUAGAGAUGUAAAAAAAA
Molecule: messenger RNA, 2092 nt
Organism: Wasmannia auropunctata (little fire ant)
Lineage: Eukaryota; Metazoa; Arthropoda; Insecta; Hymenoptera; Formicidae
Exons: 7
Coding region: 450-1745 (431 amino acids)
Source: RefSeq, a predicted model, not a curated record